This is a messenger RNA of Durio zibethinus, 1951 nucleotides long. It is a transcript of the gene CPK29, whose product is annotated as calcium-dependent protein kinase 29. Gene Ontology annotation, molecular function: ATP binding; protein kinase activity; calcium ion binding. The record is from RefSeq and is a predicted model, not a curated record. NCBI's taxonomy places the organism in Eukaryota, Viridiplantae, Streptophyta, Magnoliopsida, Malvales, Malvaceae. Gene Ontology annotation, biological process: protein phosphorylation.
UUUAAACAACAUAAGCACCGAAACACGAAGAAACUGACCCUUCAAAUCCUUCUUCUUUACCCCCUUUUAUUUAUGAGAUUUCCUCUCUCUCUCAAGCAAAGCUAAGCUAAGCAUAGUUAGUGAAAAAAAAAAAAAAAAAGGUAAGGAAUGAUACUCAAGACAAUCCAAGGGGCAAAAGCAAGGCAUAUAAUAAAGCAACAGUGCGACCAAGCUAUACUUAAUCAAUUCCCCUGGAUGCUCCACCAGCAAAUCAUAACAAUCCAAUCAAGUCUAAACCACCUGACACCAGAAAAGAACAGGUUUUGUGAAUAGCCAUCUAUGGGACUCUGCCAAUCUCUGAGAUCCUGCUUGAGAAGAUCCCACUCUCAUGAAAUCCCUAUCUCUUCUUCCUCCGAUUCUUCUCCUCACCCAUAUCAACCAUUGCCCAAAACAACCCAAGAGCAGUUUCACCCACCUCCACAAAAACCAGCUUGGGAAAACCAAAACCCAUCUUUGUCUAAUGCUCCUUCAUCAUCCCAUAGUGAGACCAUUUUGCUUAAACCUUAUGUUGAUGUCACCACCAUUUAUGAUCUUGACAAAGAGUUGGGGAGAGGUCAGUUUGGCAUCACUUCUCUUUGCACUGAAAAGGCAACAGGGAGAAAAUACGCCUGCAAGUCUAUUUCAAGGCGUAAACUAAACACUGACAAGGACGUAGAGGAUGUUAGAAGAGAGAUUUUGAUACUGCAGCAUCUAACUGGGCAACCAAAUAUUGUUGAGUUCAAAGGUGCUUAUGAAGAUAGCCGGAAUAUACAUUUGGUAAUGGAGUUGUGUUCAGGUGGUGAGCUUUUUGAUCGGAUCAUAGCUAAAGGGACUUACUCAGAACGUCAAGCGGCUUCAAUUUGUAGGCAGAUUGUGAAUGUGGUGCAUGCCUGUCAUUUUAUGGGCGUUAUGCAUAGGGACUUGAAGCCUGAGAAUUUCUUGCUGGUUAGCAAGGAAGAGAAUUCUCCAAUUAAGGCCACUGAUUUUGGACUCUCUGUCUUCAUCGAGGAAGGUAGAAUGUAUAGAGACCUUGUUGGAAGUGCAUAUUAUGUUGCACCAGAGGUGUUACAGAGAAAAUAUGGCAAGGAAAUAGAUGUGUGGAGCGCCGGAGUCAUUUUAUACAUUCUUCUUUGUGGAGUGCCUCCGUUUUGGGGUGAGACUGAGAAAGAAAUCUUUAAAGCAGUUUCAGAAGGUAAUCUUGACUUAAAAGGCCAGCCAUGGCCAAGUAUAUCUGAUAAUGCAAAGGACCUCAUCAGGAAGAUGCUAGAAAGGCACCCUAAGAAACGGAUUACAGCUGCCCAAGCCCUAGAACAUCCGUGGCUGAAGGAGGGUGGUGAUGCAUCUGACAAACCUCUUGAUAGUGCUGUUCUUAGCAGGUUGAAGCAGUUCAGAGUAAUGAACAAGCUCAAAAAACUAGCCUUAAAGGUGAUAGCAGAAAGCCUAUCAUCAGAAGAGAUCAAGGGCUUGACACAGAUGUUCAAAAACAUCGACACUGAUGGAAGUGGUACAAUAACACUAGAAGAACUCAGGGAUGGAUUAGCGCGAUUGGGAUCCAAGCUAACCGAAACAGAAAUAAAGCAGCUCAUGGAUGCUGCUGAUGUUGACAAGAGUGGAUCCAUUGAUUACAUCGAAUUUGUAACUGCUACAAUGCAUCGACAUAGGCUUGAGAGCGAAGAAAAUAUAAAGCAGGCUUUCAAAUUCUUUGACAAGGAUAGCAGUGGGUUUAUCACAAGAGAUGAGUUAAGACAAGCUAUGACCGAGUAUGGAAUGGGAGAUGAGGCUACAAUAGAUGAAGUCAUCGAGGAUGUUGACACCGAUGGGGACGGGAGAAUCAAUUAUGAGGAAUUUGUAGCCAUGAUGAAAAGGGGAACUCAAGAUGGGGAUGGUAAAGACAGAUGAAUAACUGCUGAGCAUGUUAGAUAAUCUACUUGGC